Molecule: messenger RNA, 2034 nt
Organism: Rhizopus microsporus ATCC 52813
Lineage: Eukaryota; Fungi; Mucoromycota; Mucoromycetes; Mucorales; Rhizopodaceae
Product: DUF1716-domain-containing protein
Exons: 8
Coding region: 20-1804 (594 amino acids)
Cellular component (GO): spliceosomal complex
Source: RefSeq, a predicted model, not a curated record
CACAUAAUCAAUACAUAUAAUGAAUAUUGACGAUAUCUUCAAGAUCCCAGCUAUUCCAGCCGGUCGUAACAAACGAAAGAUGCCAGAGACACCUUCUGUAGAUUUCUUUGACAAAUACAAGGAUAGUUCGGAAAUGGCUGAGCCUUCACAGAAACGACAACACAUGGAAGUAGAGCAACAAGAAGAGGAAGAAGUUUUUGAGCAGGACGACGAAGAAGGGGGUCGCUUCUUUGGUGGUGGUUUGACCAGUGAGCAGCACGAUAUCUUGGAUCUCGUUGACCAGUACGAUGCCGAAGAGGCAGAGACACUGGAUGCCAGUACAGUGAAAAAGAUGAUUUUGAAAUUUGAAAAGGCCAUCAACAAAAAUCAGGAAAUGCGCGUUCGAUAUGCUGAUCAGCCUGAAAAGUUUAUGGAAUCAGAGGCUGACUUGGAUGAGGAAAUCAAAAACUUGUUGGCAUUGACUGAGGCUCCUGAGCUGUACACAGAGCUAAUUCAACUUGGCACGGUCACUUCGCUUCUGUCGUUACUUAGUCAUGACAAUACGGAUAUUACAAUUGAUACGAUUGAUGUGAUUAACGAGUUGAUUGAUGAGGAUGUAGGAACAACAGAGGACCAGUUGGAACGUUCAGAACAGGUUCAAAGCGCGAUUAAAGCCCUAGUUGAAUCCAUGUUGGAAAACGAAAUGCUUCAAUUGCUCGUACAAAACUUGAAUCGAUUGGAUGAGAAGGAAGAAGCAGAUCGACAGGGCGUGUUCAAGGUAUUGGGCAUCUUUGAAAGUAUCGUGUCUUUAGAUCCAAAAUAUGCAGAAAACAUUGCAUUAAAGACAGAGGCGUUGGCUUGGUUACUGAACAGAAUCCAAAACAAGAGUUUUGAUGCCAAUAUAGCUUAUGCUAGUGAAAUAUUGUCAAUUCUUUUACAAGACAGCAGAGAUAUUCGUCUGAAAGUCGGUGAAUUAGAUGGCGUUGAUAUACUUCUAAGAGCUCUUUCGGCUUAUAGAAAAAAAGAUGCCUCUUCUGAAGAUGAGUCAGAGAUGGUAGAAAACUUUUUCAAUUCACUAUGCUCGCUCUUGAACGAACCAGAAAACAAGAAUCGGUUCUUGGAUUCUGAAGGCAUUGAGCUAAUGGUCAUCAUGUUAAAAGAAAAAACACUGUCUCGCAUUCGUGCGGUCAAGGUUCUUAAUUAUGCACUCAGUGGUGAAAAUGGCCGAGAAAGAUGUAUGCGAUUUGUCGAGGUCUCAGGAUUGAAAUACCUAUUCCCCCUGUUUAUGGGCAAGGGAAAUAAAAAGCUAAAGAAGACGCACCAUAGUGCUUUUAGCGAAUCAGAAGAUGAAGAGCAUAUUACUUGUAUCAUUUUAUCAUUACUGCGAAACUUGGCACAUGGUGAUGUGCAAAGAAUGCGAGUCGUGUUGAAAUUCACUGAAGACGAUUACGAAAAAGUAGACCGUCUGAUCGAAAUGAAAGAUCAGUAUGAAAAAAGAGACAACCAAGUCAGAGAAGACCUCGAACAUGCUAAAAAGACACUAAGUGAAGAAGAUUAUGAAGAAUUUGAGGCCGAUUUCUAUAUUAGACGUUUAGAUGCUGGCUUAUUUACCCUUCAGCGUGUUUGUUUGCUCAUUGCAGCCUUGAGCGAGGAAUCAGAAGGUGUUCGUGAAAAGGCUCAAAUGCUGUUGAAACGUAACGGACAAGAUAUGCUCAGUGUAUUUAAGAUUAUUGAAGAAGAAACGGCGCUUAUGGCCGAUUUUAUUCAUUUACGUAAUAUGGCUAAAGGUACCGAUGCUGCGACAGACACAAAAGAGACAGAGUGAAUUGGUAAAGGUGAAUAAAAAAGAUUUGCAUAUACAUCCACUGUGUCUCUAUGUAUAGACGUUUUUUAUACCUGUUUUAUCGACUUGACACAAAUAAAGUAAUCCAGUAUUGAAAAUGAGCAAAGUAGCCCUUUCUUAUUCAUCAGAUAUUUCACAUUGACAUGGUCAAACUUAGUACUUUAGCCUAAUUAAAGACUACGCUUUGUCAUUCUUUAUUUCAGGAAAAAACG